This is a messenger RNA of Bacidia gigantensis, 1785 nucleotides long. RefSeq lists its product as uncharacterized. The record is from RefSeq and is a predicted model, not a curated record. Bases 1 to 1785 code for a protein of 594 amino acids. Lineage: Eukaryota; Fungi; Ascomycota; Lecanoromycetes; Lecanorales; Ramalinaceae. The transcript is spliced from 2 exons.
AUGAAUGCCUCAUCUGCACAUCGCAUGACUUACGAGUACGGUAACGAUAGACCUGGAGCGUUCUCCACAGUCAAUUCACCUACGGGGCAAGUAUUUGACCUGGUAGGAUUUCUACCAAUCUCGCUCAGUGGCAACCGCGUCUCAGAAGACCGAGUAAAAGCUGUAGAUGUGCUAUCGACCACAGACCCAGCAAUGACUUACGAAUUCUGUUCAACGUUCUGCGUAGGAUAUACAUAUUGGGCUGUCGGAGAUGGUGAGAUUGAGAUGCGAGUGCUAGAAAUUAUUCUGACAAAUCUAGGCGAUGAUUGUUCGUGUUUUAACAACCCGCCCACAGGAGCUCCAAUCAUCAGCCCAUCUACUUCAAUUCCUUGCCCGGGAAACAAAGACGAAUCUUGUGGCUCGGGAAGACUUGCAAUUGUCUACAAAUUAGAUCCAUCUUCUCCUCCAGCCACAAUCACACCCUCUGCACUCCCGACUCCGUCACCUAGCACUAAAUCUCCAACUUCGACAGUGCCAUCUAGCAGUCCAGCAAGCUCGGUCGUUGGGGGUGGCGUAUCAACAAAUGCACCAUCCGUUUCAAUCCCGAUAGUCUCCUCAAGUGUUCCUACACCAUCAGACACAGAUUUGACAACAAAGCCAGCCUCCUCAACAAACACUGAUGCACAGAGCGACGAAACCCCCCAGUGGACACUAACACGCCAAUUGAUACAAGUUCUCCGACUGAUGGGAUCCCUUCAAACAAGUCCGCCGACAUAUGCCAUUCCGCCCACAAGCACUGGUUCGCCAAUUGAUACAGGAUUGCCAACAGAUAUCAUUCCACCUACGGAUACUGGUCUGGCGACGGAUACUAGCCUGGCAACGGAUACUGGUGUGCCAACAGUGGUCCCACCAACAGACACUGGCUCACCAAGUGUUGUGAUUGCUUCGAGUGAUACUGGCCUGCCAACAGUGGUCCCACCAACAGACACUGGCUCACCAAGUGUUGUGAUUGCUUCGAGUGAUACUGGCCUGCCAUCUGUCGUCGUACCUUCUAUCGUGGCCUCACCCGCUAGCUCUCAACCUCCGGUUAUUGCUAGUUCUGCAGGGGCCGAUUCUUCGCCAACAUCACCUAAUUUACCGUUCAGCUCGGGAGCUUACGCCCCCAUCUCGACCCCAGGCAGCUGUCCAGGUGAUGAUGGCAAGUCAUCCCAGGAUAUCCUAGGCGUCACAUACAAUAUCAAUUGUGAUCGCACCCUGAACGGCAACAAGAUUCCUGCAUUACAUGCGGAUGAUCUUGAUGCCUGUUUCCAAGGCUGUGAUAUGUUCGACGCUUGUAAGGCAGUCAGUUUCGAUAAAAGUGGUGCCAACGUAACCUCUGCUGCGAAUUGUGUACCCUACUCAACCCUUACUGGCUACAGCUCCACAGAGCUGCAGGACAACAUCCACGUCGGUUUCAUACAAGGCGACGCAUACAGCGGAGGCGAAUUUCAGCAAAACGUAUGCACUGAUCCAGAUUAUGGAGACGAUACCGAUGUCACUGAUUCCUAUGGCAACACGUACCAUAUCCGGUGCGGCUACAUUCUUACUGGCACGACCAAUCUUGUACCGAUGGCAGCUGACUCCCUUUUCGGCUGCUUCAGCUACUGCAGCUUGUACCUCGGAUGCGUAGGAGUAGUCUACACUGGAGACGGACCCCCUGCAGGUCCUAGCGAUACGAAUUGUCAGCCUGUCUCUGCAUAUACGUCGUCAAAUUCUGUCACUGGGCAAAGUUCUGUGGCAUACUUCGUGCCACCCCAACCGUCGUAG